Messenger RNA from Anguilla rostrata (American eel), 2871 nucleotides. Its product is annotated as ras-related C3 botulinum toxin substrate 3. Gene Ontology annotation, cellular component: neuron projection; cytoplasmic vesicle; cytoskeleton. Gene Ontology annotation, biological process: regulation of actin cytoskeleton organization; cortical cytoskeleton organization; regulation of cell shape. Gene Ontology annotation, molecular function: protein kinase binding; GTPase activity; GTP binding. The transcript has 6 exons. Bases 171 to 749 code for a protein of 192 amino acids. Lineage: Eukaryota; Metazoa; Chordata; Actinopteri; Anguilliformes; Anguillidae. The record is from RefSeq and is a predicted model, not a curated record.
CUUUUCCGGAGGUUUCGGCGACUGUAACUGUCGAGCCCUCUGCUGCAGCUUGCGCUCGGAACGAACUAGUCGGUUAUUAUUUUAGAUAUCUCAAAUCACAGGGUGCACGGAAGGGAAUAAUUUAAGCGUUUCUUGGAACCUUCUGUCUGAUACAACCUACUAUUCUGCAAAUGCAGGCCAUUAAAUGCGUGGUUGUCGGCGACGGUGCCGUUGGUAAGACCUGUCUGCUCAUCAGCUACACCACCAAUGCCUUCCCUGGAGAGUAUAUCCCCACAGUGUUUGAUAACUACUCUGCCAAUGUGAUGGUGGAUGGCAAACCUGUGAACCUGGGCCUAUGGGAUACAGCCGGACAGGAGGACUAUGACCGCCUCAGACCCCUCUCCUACCCCCAGACGGAUGUGUUCUUGAUAUGUUUCUCCCUGGUGAGCCCCGCCUCCUUUGAGAAUGUCAGAGCAAAGUGGUACCCGGAGGUUAGGCAUCACUGUCCCAACACCCCCAUCAUUCUGGUGGGCACCAAGCUGGACCUGCGAGACGACAAGGACACCAUCGAACGCCUCCGGGACAAGAAGCUGGCCCCCAUCACGUACCCCCAGGGCCUGGCAAUGGCACGGGAGAUAGGUGCAGUGAAAUACCUUGAGUGCUCGGCUCUGACCCAGCGCGGCCUAAAGACGGUGUUCGAUGAGGCCAUCCGUGCCGUCCUGUGUCCUCCGCCCGUCAAAAAGCGCGGCAAGAAGUGCACCGUUUUCUGAGGGGCCGGCACAGAGCGCAGGAACAACACGCAAAAGCACAGGGGUGGUGUCGCUUCCUCAACAACAACACAAUAAUAAUUGUCAACAGUUUUCUGAGAGAAAAUCUAAUCAAACUUAAUUGGGGUACUCCUGAGACCCAGGCAAACGGAGGUGCAAUUGGUGUAAGAGUGGGUGGGAGCAAAGGGGAUUAGGUGUAAAUCUGGUCACAGUGUUUUCAAUGGCAUCAAAGAAUUCUGUCAGAAUUUGCCUUAGCCAAUUGGAGAACCAACCAUUUAAAGGGCAUUGUUACAGGAGGCCGUGAUGGCGAAAACUAGAAAUGUAAUCCAUUCAAAACAAGCAAAGUAUAAUUAGCUGUUUUCUAUCUUGAUAGGUGCAUUUUUUCUUCACAAAUGCUUAAAACACCAAUAAGAUUAAACAAUGUGAAAUGUGACAAAACCCUAUACUUUCACCCGCCUCCCCUUUGAUUUGAAAAUGUGCAUUUUGCAAAAUGUUGAUUUUGGUGGCAGUGUUGCAGUGUAGUCAUUGGCUGUUUUGCAAGUGUUAAUUAUUUUUUCAAAUUUGUGAAGGUUUGAAAGAUGUGUUGGUUUUUUCUGAAAGUCCUGUUGGUCAGCACUGGAUGAAGGUAGGUGGAGUAAGCAAAAGUCAGUCUACUGAUAAAUUACUAUGAUUACUUGAUUUUCUCUUGUUUUGUUUCCAGUUUUUAAUUGAGUUCUUACUGGAGUAAAUUACUGAUAUUUCUUAAAUGGUGCUUAUUUCAAAGAAAUAUCACAGUAGUAUGCACAGGCUACCAAUGUAACGGUCCACGCUUGUAAUAUGGAAUUUGAAGUCCUGAAGAACAAAAGCUUAGUCAACUUUAUGAUUUGCUUCUUUCUAUCUAUUUGCAAAGUAUCUUCUGCUAUCUCUCUGUCUGUUUCUUAUGCCUGUGGGAUAAAACAAAUUCAUUCUUGCAUUAAAUAACACCCUUCCCUUCUUUUUUAACAAGAUGCUCCACAAACCCCCUUGAAUGAAAGGAAAUAACUUUUGGCAACCCCUUUUCUGAAAUGCUCUGUCCUUUCAUGUACUUCUUGCCUCAGUCAAUACACACAGUGUGUACGAAAUCAGUGUAAGAGGAAGAAACAGGCUGGAAACAUGCUUUUAGGAAUUAGUAUUUGGGGGACUAGCAUGCCAAACUUAAUUCUUCUAUCCAAAAGCCUCUUUAAACUCACUGCUCGCAUGGGUGUCCAGUCUCAAGUUCUCCAUUUUGAAAUAUCUUUUUUUUAGGUUCUAUGUAUGCAUGUUGUGUGGGUGUAUGCGUGUGGGGUGUAUAUAGUUUGGCGUGUGGGGUUAUUAGAUUUUUCAGUAAUUAGCAUUAUGUUACCUGUAUUAAUAUUUUUAUUUUUUAUUAAUUCACUUGAUUUUUUGCAAAUAAUUCUUGAAACUGGUUUAGAAAGAAAAAAAUGACAAAACAUCAGUACUUUACUGCUCCCAUUUACUUGCUGCCAAAAUAAACUCCUACAUUAAAAAGUAGUGUAAGAAUCAUUUAACGUUUUAGAAGACGUAUGCAUUAAUAAAUAAAACUAUUUGUAUGUAUCUAAAGAUGUACCUUUUUUCUUAUAUUUUGAAGAAAAAAAAGUCAGACUGGAUUGAGAAUGCUCAAGUCGUGUUUGCUUUGCUGUCUGUGAAGUUUAAAAUUCAGCGAUGCGCAGUAUUUCAAUACACACCUGAAUUGCUGUAUCACGCUUCCUGGUAGAUUCAGACGUGCAAUGAAACAAUUUGUCUCCCUCUGCCUGUGAGCUAUGGGGUUGCAUUUUUCAUGGGAACACUGGAUGAUAAGCUCCGUUGGCAUGGCAACAGCAUCCAGGUGGUGCAAGGUGUGUCUGAGCAUGCUCAGGGAGAAAAGUCAGAUAUCUGUAAAAGCUUCAAAAACUGCAUGGAAACUACUUGGAACUUGUGGAUAGAGCCUAUUGUUUGUCUGAAAUCAACCAUAUCCGGGGAGAUAUUGUUGAGAUGAAUUACUUAUUCAAGAUGCGUUCUAUGUUUGUUUGUCCGAUUGUAUGUUUGUCCAUAUUUUGUAUUACUUCUCAUGUCAAAGAGUAUUGUGAGAAAUUUCAAUUUUGUAUAAUAAAUAUGAACUCAUAACUAA